This is a messenger RNA of Syngnathus typhle (broad-nosed pipefish), 2761 nucleotides long. RefSeq names its product germ cell-specific gene 1-like protein. The transcript is spliced from 7 exons. NCBI's taxonomy places the organism in Eukaryota, Metazoa, Chordata, Actinopteri, Syngnathiformes, Syngnathidae. The record is from RefSeq and is a predicted model, not a curated record. Bases 746 to 1819 code for a protein of 357 amino acids. Gene Ontology annotation, cellular component: plasma membrane.
UUGCGUGAAUCCGGUUGAGUUCGAGCAACCGAUUCCCAAGAAAGAAGACCGACUGUGCGUAUUUACUAUUGGCCAGGAGGAUUAACAGGAGGGGGCGGCGGCCUCACUGGCGGAGAGUCACUGAUGCUCAUCCAGGACGAGGGAACGCUGGCGAUAAUGCUCAAAAGGUGGCUUCUCGAGACAUUUGUUGAAGAUGGAAAAAUGUUAUUUUUGACUUGGAGCCCAUGGAUUGAACAAAGAUGAGCGAAGACUCCGAGGCUACUCCACUGCCAGCGGUGAACACUGGAUGACGUUUUACAAUUUGAUGCAACUCAUACGCCGGAUAACCACUUUGAGCGUCGGCGUCCAUAAUGACCAGCGGGCCAGGGAGUCUCAAACAGGAGGUGGGGAGGAAGUCCAUGGUGCGGCCUAGUUAGGUAACAGUAAAAAUCAAGAGUAAGCUUUCCAGGCAAACCCUCCUCCAGCUAUUCUCUCUUUAUGUGAACCGUGGAAAUCCCCUCUUGUGCAUUUUUACCUCCAUCUGUUUGCCUGCACAUGUAUCAACUUGAUCGCAUCUUCCUCUCCUGCCUUUCCUUUUAAUCACUCGGGCGGUUACGUCACGUUUGCUGCACGGCCGGCGGCUCAUCACCUCCCGACCCGCCUCCCCACCAGAGGCGUCCGCCCUGCCCCGUGGCCGCCGCGCCGCAUUCAUCUGCCCUUCCCCGUGGCCACUGUGCCGCAUUCGUCCGCCCUGGUGCCUUCGGCCAUGCCGGAGCGCAUGUCGCGCCGCUCCCGCUCCCUGCUCUCCCUGACCUUGACCUCGCUGGCCCUGGCGCUCUCCAUCCUGGCCCUGUGCACCUCCUACUGGUGCGAGGGGACCCACAAGGUGGUCAAGCCUCUCUGCCUGUCGCCCGUCAAGAUGAAGAACUGCGGGCAGAACAAUAGCGAGCCUUACACCACAGAGAGCCCGACCCAAAACCCUUUCAACCGCACACUGUCUCCAGCCAGACGUGAGGAGUUGGCCAAGAUCCGCCAGAGGCAGCUGGCCAACGCUGUUCACUACAUUUGGGAGACGGGCGAGGACAAGUUCGCCUUCAGAUAUUUUCACACCGGCUUUUGGGAAAGCUGCGAGAAACACAGUGAUGGGGAGAAAUGCCGAAGCUUCAUCGAGUUGACUCCAGGGGAGACGCAAGGUGUGCUUUGGUUGUCGGUCAUCUCCGAGUUCACGUACAUCGGCCUGCUGGGGAUGGGCUUCUUGCUCAUGUGGCUGGAAGUCUUGUGCUCGCACAAGGAGAUUCACUCACUGAAAAUCAGUGCCUAUGCUGCGAUGUGCACUGUGCUCUCAGGUCUUCUCGGGAUGGUGGCCCACAUGAUGUACACCACCGUGUUCCAGAUGACGGUCAUCGUGGGCCCCAAAGACUGGAGGCCUCAGUCGUGGGACUACGGCUGGUCUUUUGCUCUUGCCUGGGUGUCCUUCAGCUGCUGCAUGGGCGCCGCCGUGGUCACGCUCAACUCCUACACCAAGACCAUCAUCGAGCUGCGCCGCAAGCAGAGGCUUCGUCUGGAGGAGGCCAGAGCGGCCGCCCGGGCCCCCUGCUACGAGGAAGUGGUCUCUGGCGGCGGCGGGGGUGGCGGUGGCGCGGGGGGCUUCUACUCGGUCAGCGGCCUGCUGCAGUGUCCCGACGGCAUGAUCGACGUGGCCUGGGCCCCCAACGGCAGCGUGGUGGGAAACGGGGACGUACCGACGCUGGUUUUAGUGGGAGGCUGCGGUACGGAUGGCUGUGAGGACUGCGAGAGAGAGAUGGAAGGGCCCGUGGACAGAGUGGACUCCCCUUGCUGAAAGCUGGGAGACUCACGGACAAGGUGAAGGAAACAUUUGUUGAACUCUGCACAUCAAGUCUGACCAUAUGGAACAGAGGCCAAACGACUUGCAGGGACAGAUGUUCUCUGUGGGGGGUUCCUCAGUGCCUCACGGGAGGAAGGCGCGUUACACAUUCAACAGACACUUCAUUAGGUACACCCGCACAACCGAGUGACAGCCAAUAAGAGACUAUUGUAAAUCAAUAAUAAACCUCUCAAGGAAAUGGAUUGUAGAAUAAACUCAGAAUCAGACAUUCGUUCCAGUCUUGCAAAAAAAAAAGAAAGAGUCAAGAUUACAUUUUGAAUGCUGGUAUAAGAAACCCGUUUGCAGACAAACCUGAGCACGAGAUGAACAUAUACAGUAGAUAGAUGGGCCGAGAGAGAAAGAUUAUAGAGAUUUUCAAAAGUCUGCUCUCUGAUGUUGAACAGAAGAUUAUGUGUAAAGCAGUAAUCCACAGUUGGACGCAAAGACGGGCAAGUAGAGAUGGGUCGGGAGGUUUUCUGAGGGGGGCGGGGGUCAAGGAAAGUUGGAAAGAGGCGCUGGCACGCACACACAAAACGAAUCUUAGUGACAAUACACGUGGAGAAUGUGCACAACACUCCCUGUCAGGAAAGCUCAAAUUGUCCUACUGUCCAUUAAAUAGAGCCAAAUUCAUUAUAAUGACUUUAGGUUACACAUUUGGGAUAAUCCAGGAUUUGCCGUCUGGGGAUAAAUACAAUUGAAAAGUGUCAUCAACAAUUUUAUCACUCGCCACCAGCACUGCUAUCAGGUACUUCUACUGUAAACUACGAUAUUUCUUAAACGUACUCGUUCAUCUGUCAUUUAUCCUCACAAAUAUAAUAUGGUGAACAGUUAAAAAUGUACUAUGCUUUUUUAAAAAUGGUUGUCCACGUUUACAUGACAAUAAAUCGUACAUUCAAA